Messenger RNA from Acromyrmex echinatior (Panamanian leafcutter ant), 897 nucleotides. RefSeq lists its product as uncharacterized. The record is from RefSeq and is a predicted model, not a curated record. Lineage: Eukaryota; Metazoa; Arthropoda; Insecta; Hymenoptera; Formicidae.
UGAUUCUAGUUCUUUCUAUCUCUUCGGUUUGAUUCCUGCGAAGGAGUCUGAGAAGCGACUGGCUAAGUUUACCUCGCCAACGAGGACCAAGGCUAUUAAAACACAAAAACAAGUUGCUGCCAACUUUACUAUGUGACAACAAUUUGUGGACGGAAUAAGUGUGUCAGAAAUCGUUUAUUAGCGGAACAACCAUUAAAAUGGAGAAAAAUGAAGAUGACAAUAAUAAAAGUAAUGACAACAGUAAAAAGAAAGAAGACAAUCUUCCUUUUGGUAGCAAAGAGAACGCCAUUACAGUAUUGAAUGAUCUCUUUAAACACGGACAGAAUCUUCCUUUUAAUAGCAUUUUGGGCACAUCUAUAGACGAACGUCAAUCUAAACUGGAUUCAGCGCUCGAAUUGACAGAGACUUUCCUUAAGAACAAACCUUCGAUAGUUGGUUGGUUACGUAGUAAUUUAUUUGAGGAAUCCAACUUUAAUGUACCUAUGGCAUUGUUAUUCAUCGCAUUGUAUGAGCAACAUUCAUUACCUCAGAUGGAGACAGAAUGUGACUUUAGUGAAGUGUACCAGUUUCUUUAUAAAAUGACGACGAAUCAACCAGUACCACAACUUUCAUAUAAUUCCACGAUCGUAUUACACAAACUAUUAUCAGAAAUAAUAGACGAGAUAUGGCCAAACACACAACCGGAUCUUCUGAGAUAUCUAAGAAUGCCGGAUAAAAGAAAAUAGCAGAAACUGUUCGUCUUAAUUAAUUAAUUAAAAAAGAUCUAGUAAAAUGAUAGAAAUUGUAGAUUUAUAAUCUUGAAUUCUUCAAAUUUUUUAAUUUUUUUUUUGGAGUUUGAAUAUUCGAAAUCCUGGAAAGAAUUGUAAGACUUGGAAAUAGAUUACGAUUUUAUAUUUA